AUGUCAAAUUCAAUUUUCAUUACCGGUGGAUCAGGAUACAUUGGUCAACAUAUAAUCGAUCAAUUAAUCAACGAUGGGAAUAAAGUAAUAGCAAUAGUUAGAUCAGAAACCCUGGGUAAAAAAUUACAAUCAUUGUUCUCUUCAAGUUUAACAACUGAAAUAAUUCCAGAUUUACUUGCUUCUUAUUCUUUAAAAUCAUUAUUUGAAAAGUAUCCAAAUGUGACUACAUUCAUCAACACUGCCGCAAUUAUAAAUUUCACAAGUCAAGAUUUAGAAUAUGAAGUAAUUAAUCCAAAUAUCAACUUGAUUAAGAAUAUAUUAACUCAAAUCAAAACCUCAAAUAUCAAUAAAGUAAUCCUUACUUCUUCAUCUGCUGCUAUGGUUGGUCCAGAUAAGGCAUUUGGAAUCAGUGGAGAUUAUUCAGAUUCAGAUUGGAGUCCAUUAAAUUUCGAAAUGGGUAAAAUUAAUGCCAAUAUGGCUUAUUUUGCAAGUAAGAAAUUUACAGAAGAAGAAGCUUGGAAAAUUGCAAAAGAUGCCAAAUUUGAUUUAAUUUCAAUUUGUCCUGCUCUUGUCCUUGGACCAAAAUUUGAUGCAAAUGAAGAAGGAACACCUUCUACAACUUCAAUCAUUGCUGAAAUCUUAAAAUUAAAUAAAGAUGAUUCAAUUCCUGAAUUUGCUGCUGGUGCAGUUGACGUUAGAGAUGUUGCCAAGAUUCAUUCAUUAGCAAUUAAAGAUGGUGAUUUUAAAGGUAAUCGUGUUUUACUUGAAGUUGGCAAGGCGAUUAAUCAAAAUAUGAUUAAUGUAAUCAAAGCUAAUUUUAAAGAAUUGAAAGAUAAAUUACCUGAUUGUGAAUCAGUUCCAGAAAACUACAUAGGAAAACCUAAUGAUGAAAAAAGUAAAAAGAUAUAUAAAAUUCAAUUAAGAAGUAUUGAUGAAUCAGUUAAAGAUUUAGUAUCACAAUUAAUUGAAAAAAAAUAA
Molecule: messenger RNA, 978 nt
Organism: Insectozyma verbasci
Lineage: Eukaryota; Fungi; Ascomycota; Pichiomycetes; Serinales; Debaryomycetaceae
Source: the annotation of a GenBank genome assembly